Messenger RNA from Phoenix dactylifera (date palm), 2264 nucleotides. Its product is annotated as DUF21 domain-containing protein At4g14240-like. The record is from RefSeq and is a predicted model, not a curated record. Gene Ontology annotation, biological process: intracellular manganese ion homeostasis; magnesium ion homeostasis. NCBI's taxonomy places the organism in Eukaryota, Viridiplantae, Streptophyta, Magnoliopsida, Arecales, Arecaceae. Gene Ontology annotation, cellular component: cytoplasm.
UAUAUAUUUUUGUAAUUCAUAUGAAGAAAUAGGAUUCUGCGAUUUGGUGGUGCUGGAGGGUUGUGGGGAUUGGGUUGAUCGGAGCGAUGCACGCGGUGGGUGCCUUAGCGGUGGCGAGGAUGGCGGUGGCGGCUGGGAUGGGCGGGGGAGGCGGCGGAGGGGGAGGGGGGCCGGCGGGGAUGCUGGGGGCGGAGGACAUCGCGUUCGGGUCGCCGUACUGGUUCGCGUACGCGGGGAUCUCGUGCUUUCUGGUGCUCUUCGCCGGGAUCAUGUCGGGGCUCACGCUGGGGCUCAUGUCCCUCGGCCUCGUCGAGCUCGAGAUCCUCCAGCGCAGCGGCACCUCCACCGAGAAGAGGCAGGCAGCUACCAUCCUUCCAGUAGUUCAGAAGCAGCACCAACUUCUUGUGACUUUGCUUUUAUGCAAUGCUGCAGCCAUGGAGGCUCUUCCUAUAUUCCUUGAUAUGAUAUUUCAUCCUUUUGUGGCCAUUGUCUUGUCUGUUACAUUUGUUCUAGCUUUUGGCGAGGUUAUUCCCCAAGCCAUAUGCACGAGAUAUGGAUUAGCUGUGGGUGCUAAUUUUGUAUGGCUUGUGCGCAUUCUGAUGCUUAUCUGUUAUCCGGUAGCUUAUCCUAUUGGGAAGCUUCUAGAUUGUGCACUUGGACAUAAUGAAUCUGCACUUUUUAGACGUGCUCAGUUGAAAGCUCUUGUUUCUAUCCAUAGCAAAGAGGCUGGUAAAGGUGGUGAGCUCACCCAUGAUGAGACUACGAUAAUUAGUGGAGCACUAGAUUUGACUGAAAAGACUGCUGAGGAGGCUAUGACACCUAUUGAAUCAACAUUCUCCUUAGAUGUCAAUUCAAAAUUAGACUGGGAAGCGAUUGGCAAGAUUCUUGCUCGGGGCCACAGUCGUGUCCCUGUUUAUUCAGGGAAUCCCAAAAAUAUUAUUGGCCUUCUGCUGGUGAAAAGUCUUCUCACAGUCCGUGCUGAGACGGAAACACCUGUUAGUGCCGUUUCUAUUAGAAGAAUUCCGAGGGUUCCAGCAGAUAUGCCACUGUAUGAUAUACUGAAUGAGUUUCAAAAAGGAAGCAGUCAUAUGGCUGCUGUUGUGAAGGCUAAGGGUAAAACAAAAAAUCUCCCUCAUGCUGAUGCGGAAAAGACUGAAGAAAAUAAAGAAACGAGUGGAGACUCCAAAAUAAGUACUCCUCUGUUAUCUAAAGUAGAGAAGUCAGAAAGUGUUGUUGUUGACAUGGAGAAGUGGCAAAAUAAGCAGGUCAAUGGAAAUAAACCCACCCAUUUGCAACAGAAUGAUGCAGCAACCAAUGCUGUGGCUCGUUUGUCAGAGGAUAUUGAAGAUGGGGAGGUAAUUGGUAUCAUCACCCUUGAGGAUGUAUUUGAAGAACUCUUGCAGGAGGAGAUAGUGGACGAGACAGAUGAAUAUGUUGAUGUCCACAAGAGGAUACGUGUUGCUGCUGCAGCUGCCGCAUCAUCAGUUGCUCGGGCUCCAUCACUUAGGAGGUUAACAGGUCAAAAGGCAGCGGGAGUUCAAAAUCGGCAAGGACAACAGCCAGCUGGAAUCCUAAAGAAGCCUACUGAAGGGGAAUCGAAUACACCUAGACAUCAAGUGAAUCUUGUGGAACCUCUCUUAGGAAACAAGAGAUAAGGCAAGUAUACCAAAAUCUCCUUGCAGGAUUUUACCUUGCAGCAGAAGUGAUGCCAGAAGCUUAGCAGAUUACUUCCAGGGGCUUGUUUCAUAUAUAAGUACAUGCUAGCAGUUCAUUGGAAUGAAUCUUUUUCCCUUAUUUGUCAAUUAUCCAGCAUGACAUGUACAGUAAUAUCUUUUAACGAUUGUGACGAAGUUUUGCCAUUUCAUCCUUUUAUUUUUUAGAAAGGUCAUCAAAAGGGUGGUAGCUUCAUCAUCAUUUGGAUUGUUGUGAGUUGGGUAAUAAAGAAAACAAGCAGUGGAAGGAAGAGAGAGGGAAGAUAAAACCUGCAUUCAGGUUGCUGGACCUUGCUGUGUAACAGUUCGCAGAGAUGCUUCGUCAAGGGAUUUUUGACCUGCUUGGUUACUACGAGUUACUGAAUGUUGCUGGGCUGAAAACAGACUGGUUGCCUACACUAGUACAUUCAUAUUGGUACUCUGUUUUAUUUUACCAUACAAAUGCAAAUAUAGAUAUUAGUUGAAUGGGAGCAUAAAAAAAAUAUACUGUUUUAUUGUGCUAUACAAAUACAAAUAUAAAAGAAAUAUGCUAAAUAGCUUCUGUUUGUCAAA